Molecule: messenger RNA, 1473 nt
Organism: Doryrhamphus excisus (bluestripe pipefish)
Lineage: Eukaryota; Metazoa; Chordata; Actinopteri; Syngnathiformes; Syngnathidae
Source: RefSeq, a predicted model, not a curated record
CUGCCAUGUUUUCCACUCGUGCCGCCGCACACGAUGCCACGACAAGCGGUUACAAAACGCCUCCUCGCCGAGGCCCGGAGCUCCGAAUCCAGCUUCCACCGGCGCCCUGCUAGCAAAUCUCUUCCGAGUGAAAGCCUUUCGCCGGGAUUCGUUAAGGGUCUCGUGUGAGCUGGAGCCUAUACCAGGGGUACACCCGGGUACACCGUUCCACAGACAAUUAUACGGCUUUAGGGUCAGAACAUGGAACGGUGGUGAACCUUCCCAGGAAUGGCCGACCAAGAGGUCCCAAAAGACCCCACGACAACAUCCCAAGAACUGCAGGCCUCAGUUAAGGGCUCUGGCCGCGUCUCCAGCAGCUGAAGCACCCCCGUCCUGCCCUCUCUGCUCCGGGUCCACUGCCUUCUGUCCUCGCUGAGCCAUGAGCACCCACGGGGAUCUUGAUAUGGUGCACCUCCGCCUCAUCCUGGUCAGCGGGAAAACACAGGACUUCACUUUCUCGCCAAACGACUCCGCCACGGACAUCGCCAAGCACGUAUUUGACAACUGGCCCACGGGUUGGGAGGAGGAGCGGGUCAGCAGCCCCAGCAUACUCCGCCUCAUCUUCCAGGGACGCUUCCUUCACGGCAAUGUGACCCUUGGAGCUCUGAAGUUGCCCCCGGGCCGAACCACAGUCAUGCACCUGGUUGCCAGGGAGACUCUUCCGGAGCCCAACUCUCACGGUCAACGAAACAGAGAAAAAACCACAGAGAGCAAUUGCUGUCUCCUCUUGUAAGGAAACAACCCUUCCUAUUCCCUUAUCUAUCUAUCUACCACACACACACACACACACACACACACACACUUUUCCUCAUGCUGGUCGUCAUGUCAGCCGUGGACUAAAUCACUGGAAUUCUCUUCUCGUUGAUGUUUUGGUUGAACUUUUUUUUUUUUUUUUUGUGCCAACGUAUCCACACGCUUAACACUUGAUCAUCAUCAUCAUCAUCAACUGUGCCCGUGUCGAACUGCUGGACACAUUUUUAAAGAUUUUCCAAACCUUCGCCAUGCCGCAUAUCCGCUUCUGCCUGAAAGGAACCAGGAUGCUUUUUAUGGAUGGAGGAGACAUCCACCUGAACGCUCUUAACCCCUUCAUGCACUUAACACGUUUUAAAGGCAAGCGUGCGUUGGUGUUCCUCCUUCUCCUCUUCAUCAUCAUCAUCCUCAUCCUGAACGGAUCUUAUAUUUCUUCUCGGUAAGAAGAAGUCAAAGAGAAAUUGUGCCAUUGUCUUCAACCCACGUUUCUGCCUCUGCGUCACCGGCGGCGUCCGUGCCAUGAAAUGACGUCGCGUAUUUGUUUAUUCGGACCAAUCGGGAAUGACGUUCGGGAAAGAAAAGGGAACACAAAAGCGUCGCGUUAGGCCAGUCGCUUACAAAGCUGAAAAUGGCGGCGGAAGCUCCUUCUAUUCGCAUGAAGAAGAGUUUUUUUGUUUGUUUUUU